CACUGCAAAAAUAUAUUUGUGGCUUUGCAGUUUGCACCUGCGGUGACCUCAUUUCUCGAAUCCUGCGGCGCUAACUCUGUGAACAUUUUCGUCACAUUCUUGCAAAUUCUUUCUAUUUUCAUCGAUCUUCAGUCUAUACAUAGAACUACUCAUCAGUCUACCAACCCCAUUUUCCAAAUUAGCCAUUAGAGAGAUACAAAUUAAGCUUCAAGCUUCAAGCCAAAUGAUGCAAGUAAUUGAAAACUUUUGAGCAAUACAAAUGCCCAAAAAUUCAUCUUUUCAGACACCCAUUUGCAAUUACUAAUCAGUUAGCAGAAAAAAAUUUAGUCUUUGGUAUCAAGUGGAGUAAUAUCGACAUGCUUUUCCAUUUUGAUCUCAAAGAAUUUCAAGAAAAGGUCUCUACUCAGCUCCGACCUUGGCAACGGUCUUUUCAGUUCUGGGUUCGCGCUGCUGAUAUUUAUACUGGUUAUAAAGUAUUUCAGGUAAGAGCAAGUCUGGAGAAGGAUGUGAAGAAACAGGAGAUGAUGUGGGAGAAGCAGCACGAGGUUGCUGCUGACAAGAUAUAUAGCAUGUGUUCUGAGCUUGGUGGGUUUUUCCUAAAGGUUGCCCAAAUAGUUGGGAAGCCAGACUUGGCGCCCGCUCCAUGGGUCAAAAGGCUUGUUACUCUAUGUGAUCAAGCACCAGCUACACCAUACAAUGUGAUUAGGGUAGUGCUUGAGAAGGAGUUCGGUCAAAGUAUUGAUGAAUUGUUUGAAUAUUUUGACAAGGAUCCACUAGGCUCUGCUUCAAUUGCUCAGGUUCAUCGAGCAAGACUCAAAGGUGACAAGAAUGAUGUUGUCGUCAAGGUCCAACAUCCUGGAGUUCAGGAAUUGAUGAUGACUGAUAUCCGCAACUUGCAAGCCUUUGCGUUAUAUAUUCAAAAGACAGAUGUCAAGUUUGAUCUGUUCUCCGUUACCAAGGAAAUGGAGAAACAGAUUAGCUACGAAUUCGACUUUGUGAGGGAAGCUGAAGCUAUGGCAAGAAUUCGGCAUUUCCUUUGCCAGAACAACAAAAGGUCCCCUGUUCGGGUACCUUCUGUGAUACGAGACAUGGUCAGCAGGAGGGUUCUAGUGAUGGAAUACAUUGACGGCAUACCCAUUUUGAAGCUUGGAGAUGAAAUGGAAAAGAGAGGCAUACAUCCUGAUGGCAAGUUAGCGGCAGCUGCAAAACAGAAUAUCCUUAAAAAUCUGUCACUUGCUUAUGGACAAAUGAUACUCAAGAGUGGUUUCUUCCAUGCAGAUCCUCAUCCGGGAAACAUUCUGAUCUGUAAAGGCUCUGAGGUUGCAUUGCUUGAUUAUGGGCAAGUGAAGGAUCUACCUGAUGAACUGAGGCUUGGAUAUGCUAGGUUGGUUCUUGCAAUUGCCGAUAACGACCCAUUAAAGGCAUCAGAGAGCUACAGUUGUUAUGCAUCAGUGACAGCAGCAGUAAAAACAUACCCACUGCAAUCCACAGGUGGGGUCUGGGGAGGGAAGGGAGAGUGUAAGUAGGCCGUACCCACUUACCUCGUGGAGGUAGAGAGGCUGUUUCCAGAAGACCCUCAGCUCAAGUAAUGCAUAUCAAAGCAGUUUGGAAAGGAAAAUAAAGAAGCAAAGUCGACACAUCAAAUAGUAGGGAAAUCAUUACAUAGGCUUUAGCAAACAAGGAACAACAGCAACCAAAUAAUGGGAUAACUGAAGCACAGGAAAUAACAAGUAGUAAUAGAAAUCUUGGAUAAGAGACUAGAGAAGUACUGCUACAUAUCAUUUUAUUAACUAUAAGAUGUCAAACCUGGUCAUAUUUUGGUUAAGAGAAAAUGUAUUCAUGCGCAUUGCAACUAUGAUUGUGAAUCAUCUAUCAUUAGAAACACCUUCUACUUUACCUAAGUUAGUUGGAGCAACCUAACCCCUAUUCAUAAUGUUGGUUAAUAUCUAGAUUUUAUCAAUUCACUUUCUUAGUUUCUUUAA
Molecule: messenger RNA, 1982 nt
Organism: Solanum pennellii
Lineage: Eukaryota; Viridiplantae; Streptophyta; Magnoliopsida; Solanales; Solanaceae
Exons: 10
Coding region: 357-1526 (389 amino acids)
Biological process (GO): protein phosphorylation
Molecular function (GO): protein kinase activity; ATP binding
Source: RefSeq, a predicted model, not a curated record